This is a messenger RNA of Staurois parvus, 312 nucleotides long. The record is from the annotation of a GenBank genome assembly. NCBI's taxonomy places the organism in Eukaryota, Metazoa, Chordata, Amphibia, Anura, Ranidae.
CACUGAUUAGCAGCACUGAUAGGUGGCACUGAUUAGCAUUGAUAGGUGGCACUGACUGGCACUGAUGGGUGGCAUUUAAAGGAAGCUCAGAUGGGCACUGAUAUGUGGCAUUGAUGUGCACUGGUAGGCACUGAUAUGUGGCAUUGAUGUUGCACUGAUGGACACUGACAGCUGGCACUGCUGGGGCUACACUGAUCAUCAGGGCACACUGAUCAUCAGUGCCCUGAUGAUCACUGUCAGCGUGACAGCUCGAGAGCAGAGAAAUGCCGAUAACCGUCAUUUCCCUGUUUACAUGUGAUCAGCUGUGAUUGG